Molecule: messenger RNA, 3920 nt
Organism: Stegostoma tigrinum
Lineage: Eukaryota; Metazoa; Chordata; Chondrichthyes; Orectolobiformes; Stegostomatidae
Gene: fscn2b
Product: fascin actin-bundling protein 2b, retinal
Exons: 5
Coding region: 777-2252 (491 amino acids)
Biological process (GO): actin filament bundle assembly; cell migration; establishment or maintenance of cell polarity
Cellular component (GO): actin cytoskeleton; cytoplasm
Molecular function (GO): protein-macromolecule adaptor activity; actin filament binding
Source: RefSeq, a predicted model, not a curated record
AGGUGACUGUGGGAGAAGGAAUCAGAGAACAGAGUAACUUUACACUCCCGCAAAAAGAAAGAGGACACUUGCAUGGAAGGGUAUCAUAUGUCACCUGGUUUUUUUUCAUCUGAAACAUCGCACGAGAAUUCAGAGUGACAGGUAGCUGGUGAGCUAAGCAGAGGGAUGUAUCUGAGAGGCUGGGCACGCUGGUGUACAGAAAUGAACUGAAAAUUAAAAUAGAAGAAAGGACUUUACAACCUAUCAACUACAUUUGAAGAAACGUGUCCACUGAAACAGGACGGAAGGAAAGAAAACACACAAAAGGACCACUGUUCCACAUAAAACUCCUUUUGUUGCGCCAGCAAGCUCUGCUAUUAAUUACAAAGCACUGGCAGUUUAUUAAAAUCUCUGAGCCCAUAAUCCAUGGCAUGAACAAUUAGAACAGACUGCAGCAUCUGAGACAACUACAAAUAAGAAACUGGACGUGUACAAAAGCCAAUCUGAAGUACGAAGUCAUCAAAACAUGAAAAUUAUUUUCUGAGGUACCUCCCGAUAUUUGCAAUUAAAGGAUUUACCAAAACAUCGUGUAGGUGAGCAAAUAGGUUAGGGAACUGGAGCAUUGAAGCUGACGUCAUUGACUGUUCCUCUCGGAUUUGGGUGUUUCAGAUAUUUGGUCCACUUCAUAUCCGUCCGGAGCAGAUCCAAAACAAAACUGCCUCUGUUGCUUCCAGUUCAAAGUUAUUGCAAAAAGAAACAUUUUACAGCAAAAAGGAAAUUAACCUGAAAGAACAGAAAUGCCCACAAACGGGACCCACCAAGCUUUAAGGAUCCAGUUUGGCUUAAUCAAUUGUAGCAAUAAGUACCUAACAGCAGAGGCUUUUGGUUUCAAAGUCAAUGCAUCUGGCAUCAGUCUGAAAAAGAAGCAAAUCUGGAUGCUGGAACAGGAUGAAGGGAACAACUCAGUGGUAUUUUUCAAGAGCCACCUUGGCCGUUACCUGUUGGCUAAUAAGGAUGGCAAUGUGUCGUGUGAAGCAGAGAAACCUGACAAUGACUGCAGAUUCACGGUUAUUGCACAUGCAGAUGGCAGAUGGACUCUACAGUCUGAACCCCACAAGCGCUACUUUGGUGGGUCUGAAGACCAUCUCUCAUGCUUCGCACAGACCAUUACCGAGUCCGAGCUUUGGUCCAUCCACCUGGCCAGCCACCCUCAAGCCAACCUUCUAAGUGUCAGUCGCAAAAGGUACGCCCAUCUGUCAGCCCAGGAAGGUGAGCUGUCAGCUGACAGCGACAUUCCUUGGGGUGUGGAUGCUCUCAUCACCUUGAUCUAUCAAGAGAAGAAGUACAGCAUCCAGACUUGUGACAAUAGGUUUCUCAGAAAUGAUGGAAAGCUGAUUAAGAAGCGUGAUCAUGGCACUGGCUACACUCUGGAACUUAAAGCUGGGAAGAUCGCUUUCAAGGAUCACGAAGGAAAAUAUUUGAGUGCAAUAGGGCCAACUGGUACUCUAAGAUCUGGAAGAAAUUCCAAGCCUGGCAAAGAUGACCUCUUUGAUUUGGAGCAGAGUCAUCCUCAAGUGGUUUUACAAGCUUCAAAUGGCCGCCUGGUGUCCAUCAGACAAGGUAUCAAUAUCUCAGCCAAUCAGGACGAAGAAACAGAUCAGGAAACUUUUCAAAUGGAAAUAAACAAAGAAACUAAAAAAUGCAUCUUACGUGCACAUACAGGGCACUUCUGGACAUUGGUAAAUCAUGGAGGGAUCCAGUGCACUGCUUCUGAAAUAGAUGCCAAUUGUAUGUUUGAAAUUGAAUGGCGCGGACGAAGAAUAGCAAUCAAGGCUAACAAUGGCAAAUAUAUUCGUACAAAGAAAAACGGGCAUCUUGCAUCAGUGAGUGAUUCAGUUGGGGAAGAUGAAGAGUUUACGUUGAAGCUUAUUAAUAGGCCUAUCCUAGUACUACGAGGAGACCAUGGAUUUGUCUGUCACCACAAAAGCUCCAGCACACUUGAUGCCAAUCGUUCAGUAUAUGAUGUCUUUCAACUCAUGUUUGAGAAUGGAGCUUAUCAUAUUAAAGGCUCUGAUGGUAAGUUCUGGUACAUAUCCAGUACUGGGACAAUCUGCACCGAUAGUGUCAUUCCUGAAGACUUUUACUUAGAAUUCCGAGAUCAAGGUCGACUGGCUAUCAAAGGAAAGAACAAAAAGUAUCUGCAAGGAAAUCAAGCCGGCACACUUCGGGCGGAUGCAGACGAAGUGGACAGUUUGACACUAUGGGAAUAUUAAAGGAUGGAAGCAGUAGAACAUAGGAACUCCAGCUGUAUUCCUUGUCAUCGACCCAAAAGACACAUAGAGCAAAAUUGGAGGACUGUCUGCCGAGACUAAUAUUCAAAUGUUGAUUCAUUUCCUUUGAUAAAAGAAAGCAUUUCAAUCUGUAAUAUGGGGCAACUUAAAACUUCAUGAUAUAAAUGUUUAGCAUUUUGAUGAGAUAUUGAUUUCUGUUAUGCUUGGCACCACUAUCUCAUUCAAGGAUCUUUAUUUCUGGUGGGCUUUAUUUUUUGAUAUUUAAUAAGGGAUAAGAGUCUUUCAAACUCACACUAGUUCAUGUUAACUGAUUGCUUUGUAGUUAUCAGCAGGAUUUGAAACACAGUGAUUUGACCCUUGAAUAGGUAUUGCAUCAGCAUAGCCUAGAAAUGGGAAAUAAAUAAAAACCAAAAGAACUGCGGAUGCUGUACAUCAGGAACAAAAACAAAGUUGCUGGAAAAGCUGAAAGGGUCUGGCAGCAUCUGUGGAGGAGAAAACAGAGUUAACAUUUCGGGUCCGGUGAGCCUUCCUCAGAACUCUGUUCUAAGGAAGGGUCACCAGACCCGAAACAUUAACAGUGGAAAAUAAAUGAUGGUUCUUACUCAUUGCGUGAAAUCCAAUAUGAUUCAAGUUCACAGCAACAGACAGAGAAGAUUGUUUUACUUAAUAAUAAUGGCAAAUAGAUUAAAUCUAUGACAAAUAGAAUCCAAAUUGGCUCAAAAGUGUAUUUCUUUUUAUAUAAAAAUGCUUUAAAAGAACGCAGUUUGCUUUGGACGCAGUAUAGGCUUGCAAUACAGACUCAGCCAGCAUUCCCAGUACCAAUUCUGACAUUUAUUUCAUUACCUGUGUGGGAAGGUACUUAAGUAUCUCCCACAUUCCCAUUCUGCAAAUGGCCAGUUUUAUUCAGCUCCUGGAGGAUUGCUGGUGUCAGUAGAACUGUAUCAUAUUAAGGGUCUCCACUUCCAGAAAAGCAGGAAAGAAGUGGGAGAAAACUGGCAGGAAAUGAAAAACAUAACUGCAGCUCUUGGGGUUAAUCAAAACAAUUAAAAAUAUGUUAAAUGUCUGGGAUCUGCCACACACUUCUUGAAUAUCUCAAGUUUAUUUUCUACCACGCCAGCAUGGUUGUACUUUGUUGAUAAAAUUCCUAUACACUAAGAGCAAAGCCACAGGCAAUUUCUCAGUGAUAUGUCAAUUCAGGUCAAUCUUUGAUUACGUUAAACAGAUUUAGCUUACCUCUUCACUUAGUCAUUUCUGUGUGCAAUGUUUUUGUAUAUUUUCAUCUGUAAUUGUAUAUCUGGAUUAUUUAUAUAGUUAAACUAGUUUGAUUUGUUUUAUGAUACAAAAAACUUUGUAAAAUGGAUCUGUAUUGUUUGGAUAAAUUAUUUUUCCUGGUAAAUGUCACUAUAAGUUAGGGCACACCACUGAAGAAAUCUAAACAGUAUCCUCUUUAAUAGUUAAUAGAUACGGCCUAUGCCAGUCAUCCAGUGGCAUGCUCCAUUAUCACUUUGGGGUGCCACUGAUUCAAUUUUUAAAAUAACUUGGGUGACAAAAAUCAGAUUAUGAAAACAAAUACAUUUAUAACUAUAUUUAUAAUAAGAUAGCAGAUGUGACUGAAAGUUUUAAUAAAGGGUUCACUGAACCAUUACAAUA